UCAUCUGGCACGACAGCAGGCACCGAGUCACCAAGCUCGACAGCGGGCACCGAGUCACCAGGCUCGACAGCAGGCACUGAGUCUUCUGGCACGACAGCGGGCACCGCGUCUUCUGGCAUGACAGCGGGCACUGAGUCAUCUGGCACAACAGUGGGCACGAGUCAUCUGGCACGACAGCGAGCACCGAGUCACCAGGCCGCACCACGGGCACCGAGGCACCAGGCUGGAUCGGUCAUCAGGCUGGAUCGGGCCAUCAGGCUGGGUAGCGGGCACCAGGUUACCAAGCUGGAUAGGAUCAUCAGGCCGGAUCGGGUCAUCAGGCCGGAUCGGGCCAUCAGGCUGGGUAGCGGGCACCAGAUCAUCAAGCUGGACUGGGUCAGGCAUCAGGCAUCAGGCUGAACAACGG
Molecule: messenger RNA, 406 nt
Organism: Staurois parvus
Lineage: Eukaryota; Metazoa; Chordata; Amphibia; Anura; Ranidae
Source: the annotation of a GenBank genome assembly